Molecule: messenger RNA, 2303 nt
Organism: Sitophilus oryzae (rice weevil)
Lineage: Eukaryota; Metazoa; Arthropoda; Insecta; Coleoptera; Curculionidae
Gene: emei
Product: transmembrane protein 161B
Exons: 10
Coding region: 494-1918 (474 amino acids)
Source: RefSeq, a predicted model, not a curated record
CAGUGUCGCUGUCGACACGACGCAGUUCUGAGAACGGGCUUUUUAGUUUAAUAACACUAGACUCUGCACUAGAUAAGUAAAUCAUUUUUUCCCACUAAACAAAACGGUAUACCAACAAAACAUGAACAUCUCUGAUGAACAUGAAUAAAAUAGUGGUUUAUUUAAAUUCCUAUUUCUCUUUAACAUAAUAAUAUCUGAAACUUUCGUAUAAUGUUGAAUUGAUAUUAUAUCAUUAUAUCCUGGACCUGGAUUUUCUGGAUGAACAAUUCUGGCAGCGAACCUAAUAAACCUAUACUAACAACCCUCUCAAUAUUCUUUUUAAUUUUUUUAGUGUUUUUAAUAUGCAGCAAUGUUUAAUUUAAUAAUUGACUAUGCCCAUUGUCCUGACCGUUCAUUAACGCGUUCAUAACUAAAAUUUGUAGAGCCGUUCUAUAAAUAAACUUAGUAUGGAUGAUUUUAGGUAAUAGUUUUGUGCUGAAAAUAAUUUAAAGAAAUGGCUUUACUUGGUGCUCAAUUAGUCAUAACUCUUAUUAUGAUAAGUGUUAUUCAGAAAUUAGGAGCACAUUUUUCUUUUGCAAAAUGGUUAAUGUGCUCUACAGGUUUAAUAAGAUAUCUUUAUCCAACAAAUGAAGAACUACGCCAAUUAGCUAAUAUACCAAAAGAUAAAAAUAAAGGAAAGAAAACCAAAAACUAUAAUGAAAAAAAUUCUGAGACUUUUCACAUUGAUAGAUGUUUGGAUGUUCAGUUAGAGACUGCUAAAGUUUGUUAUAUGGAUAUUAUACAUUUAAAGUUUUACAGUGAAUAUCAAUGGCUUGUUGAUUUUUCUCUAUAUGCCUUUGUUGUAUAUAUUAUUACAGAAAUAUAUCAGUUAUGGUUUCCAAUUAGAGAUGAAGUAAAUUUAAGUAUGAUUUGGUGUUUGCUUGUAAUUCUGUUUGCGUUCAAACUUCUACUAAGUUUAACUGUUCAGUAUUUUAAAGGGGAAGAAUCUAUAGGAGAAAGAUCAACCUGUAUUGUUAUGGGUUUUAUGUACUUGUUAGUUGCGAUGAUAGUAUUAAUUAUAGAUGAAAAUACACUUGAAAUAGGAUUAGAGAAUGCAUAUAAUUGUUUUAAUGAAAGUGCAACAACAUUUUUAAAUAAGCAGGGACUUUAUUCUUCAGGUCCUGCGUCAAAAAUUUUUAUUAAAUUUUGUGUAGCCAUUUGGUGUUCGACACUAGGAGCUGUGUUGACUUUUCCUGGUAUAAGAAUGGCUAAAAUGCAUUGGGACCUGUUAAGGUAUUUCAAAGAAAAUAGGGUUAAACAAAUACUUCUUAAUAUAAGUUUUGCUUUACCAUUCAUCAUAGUUAUAUUAUGGAUAAAGCCAAUUUCAAGAGACUAUUUAACUGUUCGAAUAUUUUCUGGAAGAAAUAUGCCACUUUUAUCAGAUAAUAAUUUUGAAAUAUUAAGACUGAUAAUAAUAAUUUUUACUGUUUGCGUAAAAGUCUAUCUUAUGCCAUGGUAUCUGCAAGCAUAUUUAGAUAUGGCUUAUCAUAGAACUGAAGACCAAAAAAAGGAAGCAGGACGGAUCACAAAUAUUGAAUUUCAAAAAAAGAUAGCAGCGGUAUUUUAUUACUUAUGUGUCGUAGCUCUCCAAUACCUGGCUCCCCUAAUAAUAUGUCUCUAUUUUACUUUUAUGUAUAAAACUUUAGGGGAAUUCCAGUGGAAAUGGUUAAUUGACAGUAAUGUAAAUAAUACAAACGUCAUCUCUUCAGGAACUGAGGAAAAGUAUCCUACAUCGAGAAGUUUUGUACAAAAGGAAGAACCAACUGAAGAUUUGUAUUUGACAUUGGAUAGUUUAAAAUUGGAGCUACAGAUGCCCGACGCACUAUUGCCGGACCCUGUAGAUACCCGACGCACCGUGUAUACCCUGUUUACCAAUUAAAAAUGUUUGUCAAGUACACGAGACGUGAGAAUGCGCCUUAAGAUCUUUAAUGCGGGUGUGUAUAAAGGCAUUUUUGGAUUUGCAACUUGGUGGACCUGUUUCUCGUAUUUUGCAACGACAUCUGUUGGUCUCAUUUAUCAGUCCUAUUUUUCAAGAAAUUAAAUUAAGUAACAAGUAAUUCAUACCAUUUCUGUAAGAAGAGAUUUUCAGCAAAACAUGAAGAGAUCUAUGAUUUAAGUUUUUAAGUUUAUAUAAUACGGGUUGUUAAGUUUUUGAAUAUUUUUAUUUAAGUAAUUUUUAAAUGUUUAUAGGAAAUCCUUUCAAUAUUUUGUGACAAUAAUUUGUUUUUGUAUCAAUAUACAAUAAAUGUUAAUAUUUUGAAAUA